Messenger RNA from Paraglomus occultum, 996 nucleotides. Lineage: Eukaryota; Fungi; Glomeromycota; Glomeromycetes; Paraglomerales; Paraglomeraceae. The record is from the annotation of a GenBank genome assembly.
AUGGCAACAGGCCGAGGAACUGAUAAAAUUCUCGAGAAACUUCGAACAUCGGUGAACAAUGGAAACUACUAUGAAGCUCACCAGAUGUACCGGACCGUUUGUAGAAGAUAUAUUAAACAGAAGAAAUACGACAGCGCCAUUGAUCUGUUAUAUUCUGGAGCGCAGCUUCUGCUUGAGCAUAAGCAAAUUGGUAGUGGAACUGAUCUUUCGCUUUACUUGGUUGACGCGUAUAAGGAAGCUGAAAUUCCUGUAACAGAGGAAUCAAGAGCACGUAUAACCAAUCUUCUAAGUCUUUUACCCAAUGAGCCUGGCCGUAGACGAUUCAUGGAUGCUGCUGUCCAAUGGUCCGCCAAGUUCAGUGAUAGUGUUGUCGGUGAUCCAGAACUGCAUCAUUUCAUUGGGGAGAUGUUGUGGAAAGAGAAGGCUUACCCGGAAGCAGAGCCUCAUUUCCUUGCUGGAUUACCAGCAAGUAGUCGGUCUUACGGGAAAAUGCUUGCUGAGUGGGCUUCUCAAGAUCAUCCGAGCAAAAUCGGAACUUACAUUUCACGGGCAGUGUUACAAUACCUGUGCUUGCGCAAUAUUCGCGAUGCGAGGACCUCGUUUGAUGCUUUUAUCGAAGCCAUGGCAGAAAAAGACUCGAGCAUAAAAUCCGGCACGGCUCCAUAUCGUCCCACGCUUGCAAGCGAUCCUGUCCAAAUAUCACUUUACACUAUACCGUUACUCAACUUUUUACAACUUUUAAUUCUCACUGUCCAACGUGAUGCACGGGAUCUGUUUAUCAAAUUACGAACAAAGUACAGUUCAAGCUUGGCCGUUGAACCAUCUUUUGAUGACUUACUUAAUAAAAUUGGUGAAGUUUUCUUUGAUAUAAAGCCGCAGAAACCGCAGCAAUACAACCUAUUCCAGGACCUAAUGAAUUCUUUCUUAUCUCCCCCUGGGAGUUCUUCUGAAUCACCGGCAAGCGCAAGGAUGUCGAUGUCGAGCGACCUUGAGUAG